AUGUCGUCUAGUCGGCUGCGUAUCCUCUCCGUCGGCGGGAACGCUGUUUCUGCCUUUUUAUCCUGGAGGCUCCAGGCAACCAAUGCGUGUGAUGUUACGCUCGUAUGGAAAUCGGGCUUUGAGAACGUAUCUCAAUAUGGCAUCUCUUUUAGGUCUAAGGCGUAUGGUAACGAAAGGUUUAAGCCACGAGCUGUCGUGCGCUCACCCGAAGAAGCAUCUGGGCCCCCAGGAUUCGAUUAUGUCCUUCUAUGCGUGAAGGCACUCCCUGACGUCUACGAUCUAGCCGCGGUGAUAGAGUCAGUUGUAACACCACAAUUAACUUGCAUCAUCGUCAAUACAACAAAUGCCAUCGGUAUCGAAUCAUACCUUGAGACAAGAUUCCCGACUAAUGUUGUUCUGUCUCUUUGCUCUGGCGUCAAUAUCAACCAACUCGCAGCAAGUGAUUUCGAGCACCUCGAAUCCUCAGAAAUAUGGGUCGGGUCAACGAAUCAAAACCCAAAUAUACCGACGAGUGUGCAGAGCGACAUGGCGGAAGCUCUUGCAUUGACUUUACAAUCCGGGAAUGUUGACUGCCAUGUUUCGCCAAACAUCCUUCAGCAACAAUGGGAGCGUAUGAUGGGACCAAUAGCAUUCCACCCACUGAGUGUUCUCACUGAAACCCCAGACCUUUCUGCACUUGUAGAAAUACCCGGGAUGAGGAAUCUUGUUAGUAGCUUGCUGGAAGAACUCCUACAUAUCGCCCAAACCCAAGGGUGUUCAUUUCCGCAAGAUAUCAGGAACCAAAUAUUCGAAAACAUGACACAUACAUCCACACAGAGUACGAUGUAUCAAGACUAUAUAUCCCGUCGGCCAAUGGAGGUCGAGGUCUUUCUUGGUUCCCCAAUAAAGAUGGCCAAGUUAGCUUCGAUACCGACGCCGCAGUUACAAACCCUAUAUCCCCUCCUUUGCCACCUAAACACAAUAAAUCAGCUGAAGACACCUGGGCCUGGUCCCCGUGAUCGCCAAUCUUCGAACUCCGAGCCUGCUCCACCGUUAUCACCCGUUGGAUUGAGAGCCACUCAAACAGCGAUAUCAGACCCACCACCGGGGAACUCACGGCCGACGCCGAGCCAGAAAGUACUACACCCCAGCAAAAGACCCCCGUCUAGCCUAAACAGUAGACAUACGACGAACGGAGACAGGGGGCAAGCGAUCCCCAAUGGGACCUACGGCUCAAGGCGUAAUUCCUUCGACAACGAUCUCGAGGAGUUCGGCCACAUUGUCAUGUAUGGGGAUAUGCUACACACAGACGACACAGACGACAUGGUUCUUACUGCCGGCGAUGAUCGAUUUGCGCAUCAAGACAACCACCACCGACAACAUCUCUCGAUUAGAGAACGAGAACUUCAGCUUAGGCAAAGAGAGCUCGCCCUAAAAGAGCAAGAGCUUGCACUCCAACGGAAUAUGCGAGGAAAUCGGAGGAAAGGGUCGCGACAAAAUAAUGUCGACUAUGACGACGAUGACGACGAUGAUGAAGAGUAUUUUGGCCAGCAGCAACAGCCAGGAGGUAGCUCGUAUAUCCACCCUGACAAUAUCGACAUGAUGAGUGUUACUUCGCGUCGCAAUCGCAGACUCCCCAGCGGCAACAGCCUACGUGGUAAUCUGGGGAGUGCGCAGCCACAUCGUGCCUCAUACCACGGGACUAGCAGUCUACCGAAAACCCGGGGAAAGCCUAACGGCCCAAGCGCUACGUUGAUCGGGGACUUCCCAACUCCACAUUCAUCGAUUGCGGACGACCCACUCCUCAACUACGCCAGCAAUAGAUAUCCGACUUUACAGUCGUCUCGGGCUAAUUCUUUAACCACUCCAAGAUUUGACGAUUAUGCGGCUAUCGGAAACAACCUUCCAAACCACAAUCUACCAUCACGCCGAGCAAGUGCCACGCCUCCAUACGCUGGAGGCUACUCGACGGUAAGUUAA
Messenger RNA from Orbilia oligospora ATCC 24927, 1959 nucleotides. RefSeq lists its product as uncharacterized. The record is from RefSeq and is a predicted model, not a curated record. The coding region runs from base 1 to 1959 and encodes 652 amino acids. Gene Ontology annotation, cellular component: cytoplasm. The transcript has 5 exons. Gene Ontology annotation, molecular function: oxidoreductase activity. NCBI's taxonomy places the organism in Eukaryota, Fungi, Ascomycota, Orbiliomycetes, Orbiliales, Orbiliaceae.